AUGAAAUUGAGCACGUUAAUAGGCGUGUUAGGGGUGGUAUCGACCACUGAUGCCUUAUCUUUCGGGAUGCCGCUCAUGAAAGAGAUUAAACAGUCGAUUUUCAAAGUGGAUGUGAAUACGGAAACAAUUGAUGGUGAUGCACCAAAAGAAUUCGAUUUUUUGGCCGAGCAAAGAAAAAAGUUAGGCAAUAUUAAGGAGAGCUUUAAUGAGGAUGUGGUUUAUGCUUGGGAAGAGAUGCAGAAGAAAUUAAGUCCGCAGAGGUUACAGAGAAAGAUUGACGAGUAUAAUUCUCAAUUUAAGGUUUCGUCUGAAAAUAUGAACAACAGGGUUAAGGAAACUUUCAAGUCGUAUUCUUCUGGUGAUGACUUCGAAGUGUUAUCGGCCGAUAGGUUUGCAGACCAUACUUUAAGAAUCAAGGAAACUAACCCGGAAGUACUUGGUUUAGAUACUGUUAAGCAAUAUACAGGGUACUUAGAUGUCAAUGAUUUGGAUAAGCAUUUUUUCUACUGGUUUUUUGAGUCCCGUAACGAUCCAGAAAACGAUCCGGUUAUCUUGUGGUUGAACGGAGGUCCUGGCUGUUCGUCGGCCACAGGUUUAUUUUUUGAAUUGGGUCCUUCUCUGAUCAAUGCCACCUUACAACCGGAAUAUAACCCUUAUUCUUGGAACUCCAAUGCAUCUGUUAUCUUUUUGGACCAACCGGUGGGAGUCGGCUAUUCGUAUACAAACGGCGAAGAAGUCAAAAGCACCGCCUCUGCUGCUAAAGAUGUGUUCGUAUUUUUGGAAUUAUUCUUUCAGAAAUUCCCCCAGUUUGUAAAGAAUCCAUUUCAUAUUGCUGGUGAGUCUUAUGCUGGCCAUUAUAUUCCAAGUUUUGCCAGUGAGAUUAUUAACCAUGCCGAUAGGUCGUUUGACUUAAGUUCUGUAUUAAUCGGAAAUGGCAUCACUGAUUCGUUAAUUCAAUCUGCAUAUUACAAGCCAAUGGCAUGCGGUGAAGGUGGCUACAAGCAAGUUAUUACUGAUAAGGAAUGUGAGAGAAUGGAAAAGGAUUAUCCACGGUGUGCUGCCUUGACAAAGAUUUGUUAUGAUGCCCCUAAUGCAUUGACAUGUGUUCCUGCCAACUUCUAUUGCGAAGAAAGAUUAUUUGGACCAUUUCAAAAGACAGGAUUAAACCCUUAUGAUAUUAGAACUACAUGCAAGGGUGACUUAUGUUACGAAGCUUUGGGGUAUGUCGAUGAAUACUUGAACCUCGAUUUCGUCAAGAACGUAGUUGGUGCCUCGAACAUCGAAAUGUUUAACAGUUGUGACGACACCGUAUUCAGAAAUUUCUUGUUUAGUGGAGACGGCCCCAAACCAUUCCAGCAGUACGUCGCCGAGUUGCUCGACAAGAAUAUUCCCGUCUUGAUUUAUGCCGGCGAUAAGGACUUCAUCUGCAACUGGCUUGGUAACCACGGGUGGUCCGAUGCUUUGGAAUACACUGGUCACGGAGAAUUUGAACUGAAGCCAUUGCAGCCAUGGUAUACCUCAGACAAGAAAUUGGCCGGUGAAGUUAAAAACCAUGGUAUUUUCACGUUCUUAAGAAUCUAUGACGCAGGCCAUAUGGUUCCAUACGACCAGCCAGAGAAUGCCUUAGAUAUGGUCAACAGAUGGAUACAAGGCGAUUAUUCGUACGGUUAUUGA
Molecule: messenger RNA, 1674 nt
Organism: Debaryomyces hansenii CBS767
Lineage: Eukaryota; Fungi; Ascomycota; Pichiomycetes; Serinales; Debaryomycetaceae
Gene: PRC3
Product: carboxypeptidase C
Exons: 1
Coding region: 1-1674 (557 amino acids)
Biological process (GO): proteolysis
Cellular component (GO): fungal-type vacuole
Molecular function (GO): serine-type carboxypeptidase activity
Source: RefSeq, a predicted model, not a curated record